Spea bombifrons (plains spadefoot toad) is the source of this 859-nucleotide messenger RNA. RefSeq lists its product as uncharacterized. NCBI's taxonomy places the organism in Eukaryota, Metazoa, Chordata, Amphibia, Anura, Pelobatidae. Gene Ontology annotation, biological process: immune response-activating cell surface receptor signaling pathway; positive regulation of natural killer cell mediated cytotoxicity. The transcript has 5 exons. Bases 1 to 603 code for a protein of 200 amino acids. The record is from RefSeq and is a predicted model, not a curated record.
AUGACAAGACAAAGCUCCGUCUUACUUAUCAGUCUUUACAUGAUUUGUCAAGCAUAUCUCUGUAACACUCUAAACGUCACUCAGUCCCCAACGCGUUUAACGGUAAAGGAAGGAGACAGAGCUAUCGUAACAUGCAGCUGGAAUGCUCUUCCCCCUGUCACGCAGAUCAGAGUGAGGUGGAAAUUAUAUAAUAUUAUAUCUGCAGAAAGAAAUAACGAAACAACUUUAGCAUCUGUUUUAUGGGAAGAGAAAGGCACUGUCAUCAUUAGUCCUAGAAGUCCUAACAAACAUGAUUACAUCCUAACUAAGGACAAAGCAGAGAUACAUAUUAACUCUACUAGAAAGAGAGAUGAGGGCAUGUAUGUCUGCGAAAUCAAUAUCGAAAUACCUAUUCUUCAAAGAGGACAAGGAAAUGGUACAAUAUUAAAUGUGUGCCAGGCUGGAAAAGUGUUUUCGAAGAUCUACUUGAGCUUGAUUUCUCUCGUGGUUAUCCCUGUGAUGAUAGGAAUGUACUGCCUUUACAAAAUAAGGAAAAGGAGAAAAGAAUUGUUCCUAGAUCAUAUCUACAGUAAUGAAAGAGUGAGAUCCAAAAGCAAGGAAUGAUGGCAAAACAAAUAUAUAUAAGAUGGCAAAUCCAGUUGUGGACCCCCUUUUACGGAAUAGAUACUGAAAGUAAAAGAGUUUUGGAAGAACUUGUUUAAUCAGCGUCAGACCAGAUGACGCAUAGACUUGGUUUGUGUGCCUGGAGGGUGCAACCUCUGAUAGAAUUGAGUAUCUGUAGAAUGGAGCCUCCAACUCUUGAGUCCAUGUCUCUGAGGACACCACCCUCCCUUCUUCUUCUACUUCAGGCCCCACUUCU